AAGAAACGACGAAACAUCGCAAUGCUUUUGUAAAACCAAUUUAGGCGUUCAUGCUUGCUAUUGCUAACAUUUCCUUUACUUCACCGUUGUCGCUCCCGCCAUUUCACAGAAGCAUACAUCGAUAUGGCAACCUUUCUCAAUUCUCCGAACACACCCGCCGUCGCACAUACAUUUUAUCAUGACGAUAAUGUUUCUCGAAGCCACAAGGCAAACCUCUCUGGAGCGACCAUGUUGGAUCUGUUGAGUGGUCCUGAAGGUUCGAUUGCCGCAGCCUACGAGUCUUCUAGUUUGCACCAACGGACUCCAAAAUCGAGACGGCCUUCUCAAGCAUCAAUCACUAAAUCCCAAUUGCGCCAGACGAAUAGGACAUUGGUUGAAAUCAUUCACAGCGUCCAGGCUGAGUUGGCGACUCAGAGAGAAGCAAUGCUCGAUAUGCAGGCGCGAAUUGUUCAGCUCGAAAGCACGUCGCAAAUCAAGAUCCAAGACUUUGCGCCGCGCCACACAAUUGCUGGACACCGCAAGCGGUCUCAGAUCAGAAGCAAAGAAGGUGCUACCCGCGAAACACAAAGAAGCUGGGAUGCAUUCCAGAAGGAUGCUGAUAUGCUUGGUCCCCCCAUUAUCGCGAAUGAAUUCUGGAAGUCACCCAGUCGAUUCUCUGGUUUCAACUUCAACUUCGACCUGCUCGAGACAAUACCAAAAUCGUCACAUCCUCUUCCAGAUGUGGAUGAUGUUCCGGAUCUCACACCGGACGAGCAGCCACAAGCCUAUACGCCAGGACAGCGCCGGAUUCCUCCUAGGAUCACCCGCAUCAGGACAGCAGAUCCCACCACUAUGUAUCACGAUGCCGUGAGCGAUAUCAGAGAGCACGUCAUCGAGUUCGACAAGAUCAAGGUACCUAUGCCACCGAAACUCCAAACCCCGCCACGAAGUGCGCGCAGCAGGUUGGCAUCGAUGCACAGCCCGGACGAUGAGAUCACGGCAUUGCCGCAGAUUCCACUGGUACCAGCAGCACCCACGCACAGCUCACAUCGCAGUAUUAUGAGUAUCAAGAGUCUGCUCCUGUACAGAACCUCUUCGAAAAGUCAUAAAGCCGAUUACGCUCAAUCUGAUCAUCGCCGUUCAGGCUCGUCUAUGCGCUGCUGAGCAGGCUGUCGACACCAUACGCGGUGCUCAUCGUCGCCCGACCCGAGCGGAUCAUCUCAGAACAUAGACCAGAACAAUCCACGUGGAAUAUCAUUUUGACGUUUCUUUCUCCUCAUGACCGUUGAUUGACAUGCAACUGUUGCCUGCUUAGAGAGACUUACCUCGGAGU
This is a messenger RNA of Alternaria alternata, 1312 nucleotides long. RefSeq lists its product as hypothetical. NCBI's taxonomy places the organism in Eukaryota, Fungi, Ascomycota, Dothideomycetes, Pleosporales, Pleosporaceae. The record is from RefSeq and is a predicted model, not a curated record. Bases 124 to 1143 code for a protein of 339 amino acids. The transcript has a single exon.